AGAUAUUGCUGCCUAUUCCAUGGUGAUGAUUGCAGCAGGGGUGGAACUCCAGGACGUUGACGUCUCAUAGGGCUGAGCUCGCUUUCCUGAAACGUGUUAGAAUCCCUCGAAUUUCAACUCCGCAACACCGCCGCACGAAGCGCUUGAACACCCACACCUCUGGCUUCUGGAUACCAGAGAGCCACCAUGCAUUCCGCUCUAGUGCGUGUCCAGAAUGUCUUCGGCUUCUUCACCACAGUAGCUUUUGUCGUUGCGACUGUCAUUGCGCUCUCCGUCGUAGUGACACCACAAGCUCCAUCCGCCAGCGUGAAGCUCAAGAAUGUACAAGUAGUGAGAGGCCGACCCCACUACUACAGCACCAAACGUGAAGAAUACGCCCACAUCAAAUUCGACCUCGACACAGACCUCACCUCUCUUUUCAGCUGGAACACCAAACAAGUCUUCCUCUACCUAACCGCCACAUACCCGUCCCUAGACCCCCGCGAACCCCCCUCCCAAGCCAUCAUCUGGGACGCCGUGCUCCCCUCCCUCUCCGAGCCCCUCCACCACAACCAAUACAUCCACCCCGCGAAGAACGGCAAAGCCUCAAAGGGCAAGAAAUCUCCCUACCCGCCGGGCGAAAUUCACCUCGCGGCCCAGCGACCAAAGUACCAGAUCACGGACAUCAGCGGCAAGAUCCAGAACCGGACGGAUGUGGUGCUAGAGCUGGGCUGGAAUGUGCAGCCGUGGGUUGGCGCACUGAGGUGGGCGAAUUAUGAGGAUUUUGGGGUGUGGAAGGGGAUGAGUGGGGGGAAGAGCGGGGUGUUUAGUUUCCCGGAGAUUAAGAAGAGGAAGGAGGCGGAUUUGAAGACGGAGAAGGGGGGCGAGGGGAAUAGGGGGAAGCCUGCGUAGAGCAUAUGAAAGGGUAACGGGAGUUAGGCAUGAUGAGAGGCGUUCGGGUAUCGAAAUGUCUUGCCGAAAAGGAUAGCGUUUGGCUGCUCACUCCAGCUUGUUUUUAUGGUUGGAAUAUCAAGGAUGAUAUCCUAGGGCUUUGUCAACCUGCCGUGGUCGACUGUGUAGUUGAAGCCGCAGCUAACAUUUCCACUCCAGUACUUGUCUAAAUGGCUACAAUUUCUACUGUGUAUGCUCCCAGCCCGUCUUCCGCUCUACACUUCUAUCUAUCUACCAAAUCAUUUCUAUGUCAUAAAUC
Molecule: messenger RNA, 1189 nt
Organism: Mytilinidion resinicola
Lineage: Eukaryota; Fungi; Ascomycota; Dothideomycetes; Mytilinidiales; Mytilinidiaceae
Product: signal peptidase 22 kDa subunit
Exons: 3
Coding region: 187-891 (234 amino acids)
Biological process (GO): protein targeting to ER
Cellular component (GO): signal peptidase complex; membrane
Source: RefSeq, a predicted model, not a curated record